ACUAUGUCACCAAGGGCGCGAGGGGCAGCCCAAGUGAACAUCGCUGGCAUCGGUCCCCUGGAUGUGGUAUACGAAGGCGUCAUAUGUCAGAUGAGUAUGAAGAUAAUCCGUACGGGACUGAGCUUAAUGGGCACACCCUGAAUGGACACAGUGAUGAACAUGAGGCUUUAGAGGAACAGAGCAGCCCGCGGGUGGUGAUCAAGAAGGAUGGCAGUCUGAGGGUGGAGUUCACCAACACCUCUGGGAACCCACUCCUCCUGGAUGAGGCUUCUGGCCCUGUACAACUCCUCAAGUUCUCUCCCAACGUGGAGUCUGCUUCCACUCCCAGUCUGCCUGGUUCCAGUGGUAGUAGGCAGGAUGGCCACCGCAGCGGUCCGCCGCCGGCCUCUACCUCCUCCACGGCCAGGACCAGCAAGGGAAGUUCACUGAGCUCUGAUGGCUCAUGGUACGAUUCCCCCUGGGGGCAAAGCACAGAGCUGUGUGAGCAAGACCAGCCCUGCUCUGCCAGCAGGACACUAGUUCACUCCCCCAUCCACCAGCUCGACUCUUUCACUGAACAAUCUCCCCCUGUGUCUAUCGCAGACCUCUACAGGGACUCCACAAUGGCUGCCACUUUUCCUACAGCCAGGGACCUGUCCUCCCAGUUACAGGACCCUCUGCCAGGCCCGAGGCCACACCGGGCCUCUUUUGCAUCCGUCCUGGAUGUGCCCUUGGAGGAAGAAUGCCCUGAACUCCGGCAGUACUCGUCAUACACCCUGCCUUGUCGCAGGCCCAAAGGUGCGCCAGAUUUCGUCUUCCACAAGAAAGACUCCAUCAAAAACCGCAUCAGACGCCUCAGUGACUGGACAGGCAGUCUCAGCCGCAAGAAAAGGAAGUCUCAGGAAACCAGGUACAAGGACCUGACCGAUGCGUUUGACAGUGGAGUCGAUGGCCUAACGGCAGACACCAGCUCCCCCUCCCAGGUCUCCAGCCUCCUCUGGUUCCCUGGAGCGUCCAGGGCCCAAUCUUCAGGAGCCAUUCACCAAACAACCAGCGAUGCCCUCCGCCAGAACAUUUAUGAGAACUUCAUGAGGGAGUUGGAGACGGGCACUGGACAGGGCGGAGGGGGAGGGGGCGAGAGGAGAGACCCGUCCACUGGCACCGAAGAGGGGGAGAGCAGCAGCGAGUCAGCGGAGGGCUCCCUGGAGCAGCUGGACCUACUGUUUGAGAAGGAGCAGGGUGUGGUCCGACGGGCCGGAUGGCUUUCUUUUAAACCCCUUGUCACACUGCACAAGGACAGGAAGCUGGAGCUGGUGAACCGCCGCAAAUGGAAGCAGUACUGGGUGACCCUGAAAGGAUGUACAUUGCUGUUCUAUGAGACUUAUGGUAAAGGUUCUCCGGAGCAGGAGCUGUCGCCUCGCUACGCUCUCUUGGCCGAGGACAGCAUUGUCCAGGCCGUUCCUGAGCAUCCCAAAAAGGAGAAUGUCUUCUGCCUUAGCAACUCAUACGGAGACGUCUACCUCUUUCAGGCCAGCAACCAGACCGACCUGGAGAACUGGGUGACAGCAAUCCACUCUGCCAGUGCCUCGCUGCUGGCCAAGCGCCAGGGGAAGGAGGAUACGGUGCGUCUGCUGCGGAGCCAGGUCCGAGGCCUGCUGCAGAAGAUCGACAUGGAUGGGAAGAUGAAGAAGAUGGCUGAGCUGCAGCUGACUGUGGUCAACGACCCAAAGAACCGCAAAGCUAUUGAGAACCAGAUCCAGCAGUGGGAGCAGAACCUGGAGAGGUUUAACAUGGAUCUCUUCAGGAUGCGAUGUUACCUGGCCAGUCUACAGGGUGGAGAGCUGCCCAACCCAAAGAGCCUGCUAGCUAUCGCCAGCCGCCCCACCAAAACCACCCUGGGACGCCUGGGGAUCUUCUCUGUGUCCUCCUUCCAUGCCCUGAUCUGUUCCAGAGAUGAGGCCACACUCAGGAGGCGCUCAUUGUCCCUGACUUAUAGACAGCGCAAGAGAGGACUUUUCUCCUCGCUCAAAGGCCUCGACAACCUUACAAAGAGAGGCCGGGACAAGAGGCCGUCUGCAUCACAGAUCUUUGACGGCGAUGCUGGAGGUCAAACUUACGCCUUGCCUCCCAGGAGCACUGAGAGGCUGGAUGUGCUGACCAGCAUCUACUCCAUGUCGCCCCCCGAGGGCGGUGUGUGGGACAGCAUCAGUUGUGCCACGGACGUGCUGACGUGUGUCUACAUGCCAGACGGCCUGACAGUCCAAGUUCCCGUCAGAAGAGACCAGACAGCCGCCGACCUUCUCUCUGCAGCCUGCAAGGUGAAACAGCUGGAUCCGGGCCUGCACUGCCUCCGACUGCACAGGCGAGCGGGGCAGGACGCGGAGGUUCGAUACGUGACAGCCGGAGAGCUCGUCCGCGAUAUGGUCAAUGAUCAGUUGGAGGUUUCCCCAGUUAAUGUGUUUACACUGCACAUGAGCAGGCCGAGCGCCACCGGAGACUUCGGUUUUGCAGUAACAGGACACAUAGACAGCCAAAAGAACAGCCGCAUCUUUGUCAGUGAGGUGCUUCCUGAUGGACUGGCCUUCAAUGAAGGUUUGCGCCCAGGUGAUGAGAUCCUGGUGCUAAACAGUCGGUGUGUGUCCGGUCUGGACCUGACGCUGAUCCAGACAUUGUUCGCCGAACAAUCCCUGCACCUGAGCCUGAGGCGGGACGGUCCCCUGCCGCCAAACAUGGCCUCCAACCAUCCGGCCCUUCCUUCCAAGCUGAACCAGGAGGUUCGCAGCAAGCACCACCGAACCAAGUCCUCCUCAGAUGUGUGUACUGCAGCUGACGGUGUUGAGUCCCUGUGCGUAGGACUGGAGAAUGGUCACUCCCACUGCGCACACAGGCCUGUUCAGCACAGCAAGAGCGUGGACACAGUGUGCACUCUCUACCAGUCCUUCCAGGAAGGGACGGCCUCAGGCGCUGGUGGUGUGAUGGAGGACACCAAGGAACCUCGGGUGAAGCAGGGAGGGGAGUUGGGUUCGGGGCCUGCCAGAGAGGCCACCCUCAUCAGACCUUGCCCCAAGCACAUGAGUGCCACUGAAAGGUUACGAAAGGUCAUCCAGGAGCUGGUGGACACAGAAAAGUCCUACGUGAAGGACCUGGCCUGUUUGUUUGAGAUCUACCUGAAACCCCUGCAGAAUGAAACCUUCCUCACACCGGACGAGAUGGAGAGUCUGUUUGGCAGCCUGCCAGAGAUGUUGGACUUCCAGAGGGUCUUCCUACAGACGCUGGAGGAGAGGAUCGCCUCCUCACCUGACUUCAGCACCCUGGAGACUCCCUCACAGUUCAAGAAGCUGCUGUUUUCUCUUGGGGGUUCGUUCCUCUACUAUGCUGACCACUUCAAGCUCUACAGCGGCUUCUGUGCCAACCACAUCAAGGUCCAGAAGGUCCUGGAGAGAGCUAAGACAGAUCAGGCCUUCAAGGAAUUCCUGGAUGCGAGGAACCCCACCAAGCAGCACUCAUCCACCCUGGAGUCCUACCUGAUUAAACCAGUACAGAGGGUGCUCAAGUACCCCCUGCUGCUCAGGGAGCUGGUCUCUCUCACCGAUGCUGACAGCGAGGAGCACUACCACCUCACUGAGGCUCUGAAAGCCAUGGAGAAGGUGGCCAGCCACAUCAAUGAGAUGCAGAAGAUCUACGAGGAUUACGGCUCCGUGUUUGAUCAGCUUGUUGCUGAGCAGACUGGCCAUGAUAAGGAGGUCACAGAGAUCUCGAUGGGAGAGUUUCUCAUGCAUUCCUCAGUUGUCUGGCUCAACCCACAUCCAUCGUUGGGUAGAAUGAGAAAAGAUCCCGAAAUGACCGUGUUUGUGUUCAAGAAAGCGGUGAUAUUGGUCUACAGGGAAAACAACAAGCUGAAAAAAAAGAUGGCCAACCCUCGAUCAGCACUUUCUCACGGGGAUUCAGACCCGUUUAAGUUCCGAUGGCUCAUCCCGCUCUCUGCACUGCAGGUCAGAUUGGGAAAUACUGCAGGAACAGGCACAGAAAGCAGCUGCAUCUGGGAGCUGAUUCACUCCAGGUCUGAAGUGAAAGGGAGACCGGAGACUGUCUUCCAGCUGUAUAGCAGUGUGCCAGAGAGCAAGGUCAACAUCAUCAAGGUGAUUCGCGCCAUCCUCAGGGAGAAUGUGAGGAGGAACAUGAAGAGUGAGGGGACGAUGGACAGGAGCUGUAAGGAGCACCUGGCCCCCCUGCGCAGCACCCUGCCCUCCUCUGCAAGGCUAGGUUCCUCCAGGGCUUCCUGGUUGUGUAAGCAGCCACUUGGAGAUCUCUCCGCCCAAGCUGGGAAUACCAAGCUGGGGCCAGACUCAGAUGAAGGAAGUCUGAGCUGUGGAACCUGCAGUUCACCAGGGGCUCCUCCACCCUGCACCUCCUCUGACUCUAAUAUUCUCCCUGUCCAGCAGAACUGGUCUCAGACACCUGGGUCUAAUUCACAAUCCCGCUCCACCUCUGUCAAAGAGUCAGAUAUUUUAAGUGAUGAGGAUGAUGACGGCUUUAGUGAGGGGGGAACAAGGAGGGACAGUGGAGACAGCAGCUCCCCAGCUAGUGCCAUUGAGGCUCAAUUUCUCCAACUUAAACUCUCUGAGGAUGCUGUCUCAAAAUGUGCACCGGCACCCUGUGUUCAACCUGAGGGAGUCGGGGACACUCCAGAGACCCAACCCAAACUGAUGCGUGGACACUUCAAUGCUGUUAAGAGGAAACCCAGCAGUUUCAGGAAGAGUCAGGGUGCACUGUUGAACAUGAAGGAGCAUAGCAGGUCACUCGACCAUCAGACGGAUGCAGCAUCAUCAUCUGGGGCGGUGGACUUCAACAUGUUGCUGGAGCGAGAGUUUAGUGUUCAAAGUCUGACGUCUGUAGUCAAUGAAGACUGUUUCUAUGACCCAGCUGAGAGCUGUGCCACCGACUCUGAAAAUACCACCUCCUCCUAGAGAGUAAGGUGGAUGAGACUAUACUGUACCUGGGCCACAGGUUAGUGGUCAUAAGAGGUCAGAGCGGCUGACCCUAGCCCAUUUAUCACAAUAGGGGAAGCCCCUGUCAUCCACUGUGGGCUGUACCAGGGUGACUGUGAAGCUGUGCCUCAAUUCCAAAGUUGGUUUAGUAAGCCACACUCCUGCCUGCUGAAGGGUUAGGUGUAAAUGAUAAAAUCUAAUGAAAACCUAUUGGCUAACAGACCCAGUUUUUCUCCCUAGAGAGGCGAAGCGAGGUGAUUUCUGUCCCCGUGAUUAUGACUGCAAUGAAUCUGCCAAGCACUGAUGCGUACCCGCGAUCACCUCGGCUCUCUUGGCUUUGCCUCCUCCCAACAAACUGUCUGAGUGACGUAUUCCCUCCAAGUUUCCCCUGCAGCUCAUACUGACUGGCAGUUUUUAUUCAGUUUUUGACCUUUUCCAGAAAGAAGUGGGGAGAAUGUCCUUGGUCUGUCAGGUUGGUCCUUCAGUCCCAAAAGUUGUAAGAGGAGGACAAGUCCACAGUGCAUCCUUGAGAUACUGAGGUAAAAAAGGUUUUUAAGACAUCCACUUAGGUGAUUUGGGACAGUUUUGGCACAGCAGGUUUUCACAUGGAUUCAGGAUUGGUGAAGUAUUCAUUUGUAUUUUGGUUUCACAGAACCAAAAGACUGUAGGUCACCACUUACUACGAAUUGUAAUUUUUGUCAAAACUUAAAUGAAAGCAGGCACUGAGUUAAAGCUAUCACAGAGUAAUAAGAUCCACACCAAGAGCUGUGGCUAUCAAGUCAGACUCCCAGACGAGAAGGGGCAUGGGCUUAAAUUAACAGGAAGUAGACUGACUUUUGCAACUAAGCCUUUUUGCGGUAUUUUGUGCACUAAAGUACACUGUUUGCCUAUAUAUUUGAAAUAUUUUUUAUUUGUACAGGUUUUAAUGUUAUUAAUGCUGUUUUUAUUUAUUAAUAGGUUUGAUUAUGUAUAUCUUAGCAAAGUAACUUUUUGGGUGAAGGCUUGAACACUUGGCUAAAGAUUUGGUCUACUCUUAAAUAAAAAAUAUGUAAUACAGUUUGGCGUUUAUUUACUUUUAAAUGUAGCCUGCUGGAUUUUGGCUGUCUUUUGCUGAAGAUUGUAAUUUCCAGUAUUUGCAUUUGAAUGUACAAAUGUUUGAUAUGGCUGCUUAAUUGAAUGAUUUAAACUGCAAUAACGUUUAAAACCCAAUGUUUGUUUUUAUGUUUCUAUGUGUCCUGUAUAUAUGAUCUUUUCUAUCUUUGACACAUUUAUGUAUUCUCUCAUACAUACUUGACACUGUACAGAUGAGAAACAAGGCAGGAAUUUGCAACAAAUGCAACUGAUAUUUUUGUAAAACAUUGUUUGCCAUAGCAUAAAGUACAUGUUGAGGUACUAUAAAAAGGCAAACCACAACAUUUUUACCUUCUCAGCUCAACUUUACCAUGCCUUUAAUGCUAGGAUACCAAUGAAUGUGAAUGCCCCAUUAUUCCAUUCUUAUGGAAUUGUUUUAUAAAUAAAAGUUUUAUUUGUGAA
This is a messenger RNA of Seriola dumerili (greater amberjack), 6500 nucleotides long. RefSeq names its product T-cell lymphoma invasion and metastasis 2 (gene tiam2a). NCBI's taxonomy places the organism in Eukaryota, Metazoa, Chordata, Actinopteri, Carangiformes, Carangidae. Gene Ontology annotation, molecular function: guanyl-nucleotide exchange factor activity; protein binding. The coding region runs from base 84 to 4946 and encodes 1620 amino acids. Gene Ontology annotation, cellular component: synapse; membrane. The record is from RefSeq and is a predicted model, not a curated record. Gene Ontology annotation, biological process: activation of GTPase activity; small GTPase-mediated signal transduction; positive regulation of axonogenesis. The transcript has 26 exons.